This is a messenger RNA of Leucoraja erinaceus (little skate), 1561 nucleotides long. Its product is annotated as lysophosphatidic acid receptor 3-like. The coding region runs from base 273 to 1385 and encodes 370 amino acids. Gene Ontology annotation, cellular component: membrane. The record is from RefSeq and is a predicted model, not a curated record. The transcript is spliced from 3 exons. NCBI's taxonomy places the organism in Eukaryota, Metazoa, Chordata, Chondrichthyes, Rajiformes, Rajidae. Gene Ontology annotation, molecular function: lysophosphatidic acid receptor activity. Gene Ontology annotation, biological process: G protein-coupled receptor signaling pathway.
AAGCAGCUGCCCGGCGGAUCCCUGCGACCUGUUGAACGAGUCGGCUUGAUACCGCCUUGCCUCCCGCCCUGAUGCAAGUGUGUGUGUGUGUGGGCGAAGCUACCUACAAUGACCCAGCCCACACUUCCUCAAGCUCACCCAGCCCCGGCAUGCAGACUACACACACACACGGGCUGUAUUCAGAGGGCAUCAAAGGGCGACCAUAGCCUCGCACCGGCCGCGGGUGAAGAAGCGACCUCCUAUCUCUCCAGAUAACCACCUCAGUAAGAAAGAUGUCCACCUGCCACUAUAACGAGACCAUGCAGUUCUUUUACAGCCUGAGCCGGACUGCCGGCCAAGAGGACAGCUCGAAGACUGCCUAUUACAUUGCAUUGGUGAUUGGCGCCAUCUGCAUUCUGCUCAUCUUCCUGAGCAAUGCCUCCAUCAUCUUGGUGAUUGUGCUCAACAGACAGUUCCACUUCCCCUUCUACUACCUGCUGGCCAACCUGGCAGCGUCUGACGUCUUUGCCAGCCUGGCUUACAUCUUCCUCUUGCUCCACACGGGCAAGCCGGCCAGGAUGAUGUCGGUGCAGCUCUACUUCCUCCGCCAGGCGCUGCUGGACAUCAGUCUGAGCGCAUCCAUCUACAACCUGCUGGUCAUUGCCAUCGAGCGCUACUGCUCCGUCAUCAAGAUGCAGCUGCACAGCACCCUGUCCAAGCGCCGGGUUUUCUGCCUCAUCCUCGGCAUCUGGACGGUGGCCGCCCUCAUGACCGCCAUCCCCAACAUGGGCUGGAACUGCAUCUGCAACAUUAGCACCUGCUCAACACUGGCACCCAUCUACAGCCGCAGCUUCCUGGCCUUCUGGUCCUCCCUGAACCUCCUCACGCUCUGCAUCAUUAUGUCGAUGUACUUGCGACUCUACCUCUAUGUGAGGAAUAAAACGUCCAAGAUUUCAUCCCACACCAUCGGUUCCAUCAAACGUAGGAAAUUGCCAAUGAAGUUGGUGAAAACCAUUGUAACUGUGCUCGGUACGUUCAUCAUUUGUUGGACUCCGGGGCUGGUCCUCAUUCUUCUGGACGGCUUCCACUGCACUAGCUGCAGCCUGGAGAGCUUGAAGAAAUGGUUCCUGCUGCUGGCUUUGUUGAAUUCCCUCAUCAACCCCAUCAUUUACUCCUACAAGGACCAGGAGAUCUGGAAGAGCAUUAAAAGACUGUUGUGCCAAGGCUGUGUGCGGACUUCUAACGCAGACCACGAUCAUUUAAACACGAGCUCACACAGGCAAAGCACCGUGUCUGAAAUUAAUGGGCCGAGUUUCAAGGCCUACGGACAUCAAGCCACCACUCGGCAGACUGGCAAUGCAUCCAGUCUACCUACCCCAGGAAUUGCUAAACUGCCACUGAGCUAAUUUGACGAAAGGACGUAUGAAAUUCUGUAAGCUUCUCACUGCCUUUUGGGUGAUGCAAUAAUUGGGGCUCCAUGGGUGUAAAUUGGUCUGAGCUCCUAACUGAAUCUCACUUUCUCUAAAUCAUCCACUGAGCAAGCAAAGAUUUCCCCUUAAAAAUAAAGACUUCUUGGUUUUAA